This is a messenger RNA of Enterobius vermicularis (human pinworm), 732 nucleotides long. Lineage: Eukaryota; Metazoa; Nematoda; Chromadorea; Rhabditida; Oxyuridae. The record is from the annotation of a GenBank genome assembly.
UUACGUUCAAACCUAAACUCAAAAAAUUGUUUAGUUAUAUCCGGAUGGAAAGAGAACCUCUUAAAAAACAAUUUUUUUUCGUUCAAAUUUUACCAGCAGUACUUUGAUGUCGAUACUGAACAGGUUUAUGUUCGUAUUCUUAACAGUAUGAUUCCGAGGUUCAACUCAAAUUUUAUUAUUGAUUAUAUCCAGCCUUCGCCUGAUCUUUAUGGUCCUUUUUGGGUAUGUAUAACACUCGUUUUUAUGACUGCUAUUUGUGGUAAUCUGGCAAAGUAUAUCGAAACUUCUGGCGAUGUGUUGAAUGAAAGUUACAACAGUGAUUUUCGUCUAGUAACUGGAGCGUCAACGUUAAUUGCAUGUUACGUUAUCUUGAUACCGUUUGCUCUCUACUCAUUAUUUUGGUAUCGAAAAUCCGAAACGCAGUAUUCUUACCUUGAAAUAUUUUGUGCAUAUGGAUAUAGCCUUUCUGUUUUCGUUCCAGUUUCCAUUCUAUGGGUAAUAAAUGUGCAGUGGUUCCGUUGGUUGCUUAUUAUCAUCUCAGUUUUAGCUACCGGUACGGUGUUACUGAACAGUAUUUGGCCUGCAAUAAAGACGGAUCGCAGUCGUUUGGCAAGUCACAUUUUUGUUUUACUGCUCGUCAGAAGAUUUCCGUCUGCCUGUCAUAUGUUCUCACUGUUUAGAAUUCUACCUUUAAAAAUGUGUUUGUUAAGUAGUUCUUUAGUUAACUUGUAG